GCAGGCCGGGAUGGAGGAGGACGAGCUGGACUUCGCCUGCGAGCUGGAGGCGGCCUUGCAGCUGGCGCCCGAGGUGCAGCUGGCCAUCGAGCAGGUUUUCCCUAGUCAGGAUCCUCUAGACAGAGCUGACUUUAACGCUGUGGAGUAUAUUAAUACACUCUUUCCGACGGAACAAUCUUUGGCGAACAUUGAUGACGUGGUGAAUAAAAUCAAGCUAAAAAUAAGACGCUUGGAUGAUAACAUCCGGACUGUGGUGAGAGGGCAGACCAACGUGGGUCAAGAUGGCCGGCAGGCUCUUGAGGAGGCCCAGAAAGCCAUUCAGCAGCUCUUUGGUAAGAUUAAGGACAUCAAGGAUAAAGCUGAGAAAUCGGAACAGAUGGUUAAAGAAAUUACCCGCGAUAUCAAGCAGUUGGAUCACGCCAAGCGCCACUUGACCACCUCCAUCACAACACUGAACCAUCUCCACAUGCUGGCUGGUGGGGUGGAUUCUCUCGAGGCCAUGACCCGAAGGAGGCAGUACGGCGAGGUGGCCAAUCUCCUGCAAGGGGUUGUGAAUGUGCUGGAACACUUCAGCAAGUACACGGGGAUCCCACAGAUCCGGCAGCUUUCUGAAAGGGUGAAGGCUGCCCAGAACGAGUUGGGACAACAGAUCCUGGCAGACUUUGAAGAAGCUUUCCCUUCCCAAAGCACAAAGAGGGCUGGAGGACCAAGCAACGUCUUGCGGGAUGCGUGCCUGGUCGCCAAUGUCUUGGAUCCCAGAAUCAAGCAGGAAAUCAUCAAGAAGUUUAUCAAGCAGCACCUCUCUGAAUACCUCUUGCUCUUCCAGGAAAACCAAGAUGUCGCCUGGCUGGAUAAGAUUGACCGGCGCUAUGCUUGGAUAAAACGCCAGCUGGUGGACUAUGAGGAGAAGUAUGGCCGUAUGUUCCCCCUGGAGUGGUGCAUGACGGAACGGAUUGCUGUGGACUUCUGUCACAUUACGAGGACGGAGCUUGCAAAGAUCAUGCGCACGAGAGCAAAGGAGAUAGAGGUGAAGCUGCUUCUGUUCGCAAUCCAAAGGACCACCAAUUUUGAAGGGCUGCUAGCAAAGCGCUUCUCAGGCAGUACUUUGUCUGAUGUGGUGGCGAAGAAGGCUGAACCACCACCACCUUCCACCAACCCAUUCCUGGAGGAUGAAACUACGCCGGAGACAGAAGAAGCCGCGAUGGAAAAGGGCGAUGUUGACAAACCCAAAAGACCGAAGGUCCCAGAUAACCCAUUUCAUGGCAUCAUUUCCAAGUGCUUUGAGCCCCACCUCUAUGUCUACAUUGAAUCCCAAGACAAAAAUCUUAGUGAGCUGAUUGACAGAUUUGUGGGUGACUUCAAGGCCCAAGGGCCUCCCAAGCCGAAUGUGGACGAGGGCGGUGCUGUCCUGCCCAGCUGCGCUGACCUCUUUGUGUACUACAAGAAGUGCAUGGUCCAGUGUUCGCAGCUAAGCACCGGUGAGCCGAUGAUUGCUCUGACCACCAUCUUCCAGAAGUACCUCCGGGAGUAUGCUUGGAAGAUUCUUUCGGGGAACUUACCCAAGACAACCAGCAGCAGUGGCGGGCUGACCAUCACCAGCCUGCUGAAAGAGAAGGAGGGCUCAGAAGUGGCCAAGUUCACCCUGGAAGAGCUCUGUCUGAUCUGUAGCAUCCUGAGUACUGCCGAGUACUGCUUGGCCACAACCCAGCAGCUUGAAGAAAAGCUCAAAGAGAAAGUGGACACCAGCCUGGUGGAAAGGAUCAACCUGAUGGGGGAAAUGGACACCUUCAGCACAGUGAUUUCUAACAGCAUCCAACUUCUGGUGCAGGACUUGGACGCGGCCUGCGAUCCAGCUCUCACAGCCAUGAGCAAGAUGCAGUGGCAGAACGUGGAGCACGUGGGAGACCAGAGCCCUUACGUCACCUCCGUGAUCCUGCACAUCAAGCAGAACGUCCCCAUCAUCCGCGACAACCUGGCCUCCACCCGCAAGUACUUCACUCAGUUCUGCAUCAAGUUUGCCAACUCUUUUAUCCCCAAGUUCAUCAACCACCUCUUCAAGUGCAAGCCGAUUAGCAUGGUGGGGGCAGAACAGCUGCUGCUGGACACCCACUCUCUGAAGAUGGUACUUCUAGACCUGCCGUCCAUCGGGUCCCAGGUGGUGAGGAAGGCCCCUGCCAGCUAUACCAAGAUUGUGGUAAAGGGCAUGACCCGGGCUGAAAUGAUCCUUAAGGUUGUGAUGGCCCCACACGAGCCCCCGGUGGUGUUUGUUGACAACUACAUCAAACUCCUGGCUGACUGCAGCCCAGACACCUUUCAGAAGAUCCUGGACAUGAAGGGUCUCAAGCGGAGUGAGCAGAGCAGCAUGCUGGAUUUGUUCCGCCAGAGGCUCCCGGCCCCUCCAUCUGGGGUGGAGAACGCAGCCUCCAUCUCACUGACGGCCCCCACGCCCGAGCAGGAGUCUUCCCGCAUCCGCAAACUGGAAAAACUCAUCAAGAAAAGGCUCUGAAGAUGGGGGUGGUUGUUGCGCUCCCCACUGCUGCUCUGUGGGGCCUUCUGCCCCAGUCUGAGUUGGAACUCCUCAUAUGGAUAACAAAAGUUCCAGAUCCACUCCUUCCCUCCACCUGCCCUUCCUCCCCAGAUCCUCUUGGUUUGUCAUAGUCCUGAAUAUAUUCUCAGCUUCAAAACCUCCAAUUGAGAAUCUAACAAUGGUAGUCUUGUCAGCUUGUUCCACUUUGGGCUGUUGGCAACAGGCUCUCUUCUUUUGAAUCUUCCUCUAUAGGGAGGACUCUCCGAACUGUGAAUCUUUUCUUUGUGCUUGUUCUCAAUCUCCUGUUCCUUUAUAGAGGCAGGAGUAUCCAAAUAGGUGACCAAAAUCGUCCCGUAGCCUGAAAGGGAAAGACGUGCAUCAUGUUGUUCUCAGCUCCCCCCCAGCAGCUUCUCAGAGGGUUUCCCCCCAGUCCCUUCCUCUUCCUCUCCCAUUGCAGGGCCCCCUUUCCUCACAAAUUUCCUCCACAUGCCAGUGUGCAGUGCUAUUAAGGAAUCGUUGUUUGCAUGCGGGUGGGCUGUUAUAUUAACAGUGCACACGCAUGCCACUAAAAGGGAAUGCCAGAACUAAAUCCAGGUGGUGGGAAGCAGGCCCGCUGGAGCAGACGGGGGACUGGGUGCGUGUGUGCUGGAGCCAGCUUGGUAACUGAGCAGAGGGAGAUUCUGAGACUUUCAAAUUUGGUCCAUCAAGGCAGCCGCACUUGGUCUUUCAAAGAUACUCAGAAAGUACAUCUCCAAAAAUUCAAGGCAUAGCAGUUUCAUUUCUUCCCCCACUCCCUUCCCUUUUCUGUGGACUUUUUUCCUUCCCUCAUUUCCAUCUGGCUUCCUUGUUCUCAGUUGCUCCAUUUUAAGAAAUGAGGACUUGUCAGCAAGAACCCCCUUGGUGAGCUCUUCUCCCUGCUCCCACCUCUCCCCAAUAAUGUCUAGUACAGCUUACCUGUGGUGGCAGAAUGCAUGAUGAAAUUCUGGUAUGGCCCAAGGUACGUUGUACAAGAUGUUUCCCUGUGUGUACCUGCUUGUGUGUGUGUUUCAGCCCGGGGCGG
This is a messenger RNA of Eublepharis macularius, 3587 nucleotides long. RefSeq names its product VPS53 subunit of GARP complex (gene VPS53). Gene Ontology annotation, cellular component: GARP complex. The coding region runs from base 11 to 2506 and encodes 831 amino acids. NCBI's taxonomy places the organism in Eukaryota, Metazoa, Chordata, Lepidosauria, Squamata, Eublepharidae. The record is from RefSeq and is a predicted model, not a curated record. The transcript is spliced from 22 exons. Gene Ontology annotation, biological process: retrograde transport, endosome to Golgi.